Messenger RNA from Danaus chrysippus (African queen), 597 nucleotides. The record is from the annotation of a GenBank genome assembly. Lineage: Eukaryota; Metazoa; Arthropoda; Insecta; Lepidoptera; Nymphalidae.
AUGAGACUCAGCGGGGGUUUGGCCCGAUGGCCACCGCCGGCACCGCGAGCGGUCUCUCAGCCGACUCCUCUGGUUUAUGUAGUAAUGCGACGGGCAGCAGAAGGGCCUUGGCGACAAUUAUACAAACCCAAGCUCUCGCUACAAGGCCCGGAUGAAACAUGGCUAGCUCAUGAUACCAACACAUCAAAAUCCGAUGAACAUAAGAUGGACGCUGAAAGAAAUAUCUCUUAUACAUCAAAAGGUUCUUGUCAUUGGAGAAAUUGCUUGGGAACCUCGAAUUGCACGUGGAGUAUACCUAGUAACUUGGGAGGUGGAUGUGGAGGCUUAAAAGGAAAUCUAUUUACUGAUUCCACACGCGUUACUUUAUCCUUAUGGCCAGAUACAAUUUACCAUAUUCAAGUUGAACUUGUGUCUAGAACACUGGGAGUAGAUAAUGAGAAGUCCGAAAACUAUGAACAAUUGAUACAAGUCGUGCACAGCGUGUUUUCUACGGAAAGCGUUCAGGAUGUUGAAGUAAGUGAAGGCGAUCGUCUUAUGUCAGUACUAGUUAGCUCAAUGAGAGGCGAACGCGUACCGGAACGUGCCCCCCGAUUCUGA